Molecule: messenger RNA, 2033 nt
Organism: Coffea eugenioides
Lineage: Eukaryota; Viridiplantae; Streptophyta; Magnoliopsida; Gentianales; Rubiaceae
Product: protein NRT1/ PTR FAMILY 5.6-like
Exons: 4
Coding region: 72-1865 (597 amino acids)
Biological process (GO): transmembrane transport; dipeptide transport
Cellular component (GO): membrane
Molecular function (GO): tripeptide transmembrane transporter activity; dipeptide transmembrane transporter activity
Source: RefSeq, a predicted model, not a curated record
UCAGCCCUUCUCUGCUCUCAAAUAUCCUCUUCCAACUCUUGAGAGUCUUAUCAGCCAAUUUUUGUUUCGUAAUGGACGCAAAAGUAGAGAUGGAUCCAGUAAAGAAAGGAGAACCAGUAGAAAUUGACGAGGAGAAAUGGGUUUAUGAUGCUUCCGUGGAUCAUAAAGGAAGAGUCCCCUGUCGCGCUACAACAGGCGUCUGGAAGGCCUCCCUCUUUAUCAUUGCUGUUGAAUUCAGCGAGAGGUUGAGCUAUUUUGGAAUAGCAACAAGCUUAAUCAUUUAUCUGACUAAAGUGAUCCAUGAAGAUCUCAAAACAGCAGCAAAGGGUGUCAAUUAUUGGUCUGGGGUAACCACCAUGAUGCCACUUCUUGGAGGAUUCUUAGCUGAUGCAUACCUGGGCCGUUUCUCCACAGUCCUCAUCUCAUGCAUCAUCUAUAUCAUGGGUCUGCUUCUCUUAACGAUGUCUAGUACGAUCCCUGCUUUGAAACCCUGUGACAAUAUUGGCAUUUGCCUCGGCCCCAGGAAGGUCCAUGAAGUGAUAUUCUUCCUUGGCAUCUAUUUGAUCUCCAUCGCAACAGGAGGACACAAGCCAUCAUUGGAGAGUUUUGGAGCUGACCAGUUUGAUGAUAAUCAUCCAGCUGAAAGAAGGCACAAAAUGUCAUUUUUCAAUUGGUGGAACUUUGGUCUCUGCUGUGGACUGUUACUAGCAGUUACUCUUAUCGUUUACGUGCAAGAACACGUCAGCUGGGGUAUGGCAGAUAUCAUUCUUACAGUGGUGAUGGCUUCCACAAUUGUGAUCUUCUGUGUUGGAAAACCUUUUUAUCGCUACCGGCGGCCAAGUGGAAGUCCAUUUACACCAAUGCUUCAAGUUAUCGUUGCAGCAAUUUCCAAGAGGAAACUAUCAUAUCCUUCAAAUGCUGGUGAUUUAUACGAGGUUUCCAAAUUCGCAGAGACACAGGGAACGCUUUUAUGUCACACUCAGAGGCUCAAGUUUCUUGACAAAGCUGCAAUUGUUGAUGACAAACAAAAUUGUUCAGCCAACAAAAAGCAAUCUCCAUGGAGACUUGCAACUGUAACUAAGGUGGAAGAACUGAAACUAGUAAUCAACAUGAUUCCUAUCUGGCUAACAACUUUGCAAUUUGGUAUUUGCUUGGCACAAGCCUCAACAUUCUUCAUCAAACAAGGGACAGCACUAAAUCGCAAGAUCAUUGGUGGUUUUCUCAUUCCACCAGCGUCAAUUUAUUGCAUUACAGCCGUUGGAAUGCUAGUUUCUGUCUCUGUUUACGACAGAAUACUGAUACCAUUCUUAAGAAGGCUAAGAGGGAACGAAAGGGGAAUCCAGAUUCUGCCCAGGAUCGGCAUUGGGAUGAUUUUCUCAAUAUUGACAAUGGUGGUUGCAGCUUUGGUAGAAAGAAAGAGACUGGGUGUUGUGGAAGAAAAUCCAUCUAAAGCUUCAACAUCAAUGAGUGUGUUCUGGCUGGUGCCGCAAUUUCUAAUCAUUGGCAUAGGAGAUGGAUUUACUCUCGUAGGCUUGCAAGAGUACUUCUACGACCAAGUCCCGGACUCCAUGAGAAGCUUAGGAAUUGCGUUUUACCUAAGUGUAAUUGGAGUGGCAAACUUCCUAAGCAGUGCUUUGAUAACUAUGGUGGAUCGCAUAACUGAGAGGACUGGCAAGAGUUGGUUUGGGAAAGAUAUAAAUAGCAGCCACUUGGACUACUUUUAUUGGUUGUUGGCAGGCAUGACAGCAGUAAACUUGGCUAUAUAUGUGCUUGUUGCACGGCAAUAUUCUUACAAGAACGUGCAGAGGACAACGGUGGUGGUGGCGGAUUGCUACGAGGGUGGAGGAGUCGAAGAAAUGGCUUAAUACAUCCAGAUGCUACUAGGUCAGUCACGACAGAGGCGAAACUAAAGUAUUCCAAUCUCCAGUAGUAACUUCUGAUACAUCUUAUUACUGUAUUUGUCGGCUUUCAUUUUGUAUAUAUGCUCUAUCCGGUUUAAAAAAUUAAGUAAUUCCAAUGAAAAUAUGGAACCA